Lymnaea stagnalis (great pond snail) is the source of this 8375-nucleotide messenger RNA. The record is from the annotation of a GenBank genome assembly. Lineage: Eukaryota; Metazoa; Mollusca; Gastropoda; Lymnaeidae.
GGACUUUACCUUUUUUUCUUAUUUGAUCGAUAGAUAAAUCCAGUCCGUUGUUGGGGUCUGUUGAUUUGUACUUUAGUUUGUCUACGAAAAGUACAUUUACAAGGUGUAACCAAUCACAUCGACAAAUACAUUCAAUGUUCGCUUGUAUGCUGUGGACGCUGUGGUUCAAGAUUUUGAAUUAUGGCUAAUCAAGACUAAUCAAGUUAUUAUAACAUUUAGUGACAGUGUUAGUUCAGUGUUUCAUUUUAAUAUUUUUUAGUUGAGCUCAAGACCCAGACUCCAAGCAAGAUUUCUUAAAACUUUUUGACAAUAUAGCUGCAAAUUCAUAUAUCAUUCUGUAGCAUCUUGAGAGCUCAUAGAAUAAUAAUUAAUUCACAAAAUAUACAAGUAUGGCAAAGAUUAAAAAUAGAGGCACAGUAGAAGACCUAACUUUAAAUGUUCCAUUUUGGCACUUUGCCAUUGUAACAGUCUCUUUGCCUGGUAUAUCAUUGGCUGUGUGCUUUAUUACAGCAUUUAUAUUUAGAUUUGAAGAUGUCAACGAAACAAUGUGUGAAGUAAGUGGUUUAUAAUAUGCAGGUUUUAUAUUUUUAUUAGUUUUUUUUUAGAUUUAGCUAGGUACUACAAAGAAUUUACACUUCAUAUUUUUUUGCAUCGAGAUGAGUGAGUUCCCUUUUGUUUAUUCUUGAUCUUGGAUUGCUUCUUGAGUUAAAUUUUCUUUUUUCUUUUAAAUAUUAUUAAUACUUCGAUUGGAAUGUUGCUAAUUAAUAUUUCAUUGAAUGGUUAAUUAUAAUAAUUAAAACGAGAAAAUUUUUUAUAGCACACAUGUGUAAGUUGAUGGAAGAGAGAGACACAGGUCUAUGACACUUCUUGCAGCAUAUCCAGAGGGAUACAAUAAAGUUGCUUUGUAACCUGGAAUAAAGUGUGUAAAAGUGUAUUCUGUGAUGGCAUGGGAGAAUAGGGGGAAACGUCAAAUUAUAAUUGCCAGUACUACGAUACUCAUUCGUACAUCCGUUCUGCACAUGGGCAGAUAAAUAAGAGUUUUUAAAAAUUCACCAAAAAAAUCACCAUAACUUAACUUCUAUAAAAGCUAGAAAGAUGAAAUUGGUGUUUUUUAUAAAACUUAUAGCUAACCCUCUAAAAUGGUGUUUUAUUUAUGGCAAUAAGUCAUUAUUUUAGUUUUCUGUCAAAGUACCUGCUCUAGGCAGUCUGUAAUUAUUUCUUAGUUAAAUUUUUCUGGUCAGACUUUGAAAAUUCCAGCACUAUGACUUUUUGUUUUAUUAAACCUAUGCCUAUAAAUUGUGAUUUUAUAUUGAGACAUGUGACAAUAAUUGUUGCAAUAGCUAAAUUUCUUUUCAAUGCAUUUUAAUAACAGAUUUUUUUUACUAUUCCAGUUAUAAUUGUAAUUUCUAAGCUAAUUGUAAUUCAUUGUAUUAAAAAAAUCAUUAGUCUGUCCUGGACAUACAUACAUGCCAAACCUGUAUGGUUUACUCAUACUUUGUAUAGUUUUUAGGAAUUUUAAAUGGUAAAGGUGUACGGCCAUACAGGGUAUAGCAUGGUUUUUUAAGGAUUCAAAAACAUUUUAAAAUUUGUAAAAAUACUUUUUGGCACACUACAUAAUAAAUUCAUCGUAGGUCAAAAGAAAGCUAAAACCUAUUGGUAUGCUCAAAAAGACCUUUGGCGUAAUUUUUUUUUUGGUAGGCCAACUAAAACAUAGAAUCCGAUCGAGGUUCAGCUAGUAUUUACGUAAAAUACUGGUACCUAUUAUAGGAAUCAUUAGGAUUUUAGCUAUUUUGAGUUGUAAACAAUAAUUACAAAUCCAUUUUUGUAAUUAUCUUAGAAAAAAACUGCAUUUUCAAUCAGUAUUUUUUUAAUGUCUAUUAAAUAAUUAAAUGUAUGUAAUAUCACUAACAAUAAAUAGCUUUAUUAGUCAUUAUGUCUAUUACUAGUAAUAUACACUGGCAUCACUAAAUUUAACAUGUUAACACUUCUAAAAACUAAAGCAGGUGCGAUUUUUCUUCAUUGUUUUAGUUGGCCUAAAUUUGAUCGACAUCAGUAUGUAUGUUGCAUUCUUUUUUUUUUUAAAUUAUUUUACUCCAGCUGGAAAGUCCCAAUUAAUUAAGGGGGUGAACUUGAUUAAAAAAUAUUUUAAAAAUUAAAUUAGGAAUUACACAUGCACUGGGGAAAGUUUCUAAGUAUAUAUCUGACCGAAUAAUAUGGAAUUAUUUAGGCUUCAUCAAUCGGAUUAUUGCAUGCAUUUUGCGAAAUUUGCAAAAAAGACAUUAAAGGACAUUUGAAAAAAUAGCUACACGAAGGAAACUUUAAGGCAAUGAAAGGAAAUUAUACCACCAUUAGCCAAUAGGCAUAAAUCCUUCUUUUCUCAGCCCCAUCAUUUAGAUAGUCUUUCCAAUAAAGAUACACAUCUUAUUUUUAAAUUUCAUUCCUAGCCCAUCCAUAAGACACUUGUUUGGGUUUUCAAAUAAAUACAGAAAAUAUCAAGAAGGCAAAGUUUGCAAUCAAAACAUUGAUUAUUAUCUCUUUUUAAAGACUUUUUCAUGUAUCAUUCUGCACAAUUAUUUACGCUCUUUUACAGUUUUAUUAUGUGUCUUGUUUUACCAUUUUUAAUCCUGCAGGUUGGCAUGUAUGUUGAAAUAUCCUCUGAAUAUGAACCAAUGUACGCUAAUAGAAGAAUAGAUGUAUCAUCUAAAAUUUUGUGUUGUGACACAUGUUAAAGGUUCCUCUUAAAAAUCCUAAAUCAUAUUCCACAGUUGAGGGAGGGACUGAUUUUAACAUUCAACUUCCUUAAGCCUGAAUAUUAGAAUGCUCAUUAUGUUCCAUGCAUAAUAUGUCUUUCUGCCCCAAGCUAAAAAUAAAAAUUAUAUAUGAAACAAUUUAGAAUGUGCUAGAACAUGAGUUAUAAGACAUCCUUUAUUUUAUUCGUUAUAUCUCCAACCUCAAGUUUUGUAUAAAUUUUGAGAGUCAAAGCUAGUUACAGUUUGAGAAAGCUAGUUGCAGUUUCAGAAAUUGAAGUGUUACAAACUUUAGGUUUAAUUAUUUUACUAAACUUUCAUUCUGAACUCGGCUUUUAAAAAAUUUCAUACCAUUGCUUGUGACCAAGAGAAUUUGUGAUUUUAAAAUUGUUAAAUGUUACUAGUACCAAGACAAAUUUCGGAAACACUUAAUGUUGAUCUUCCAAACAACCAUGUCAAUUUUUAAAAAACAAUUUAAAAAUUCAAAUAAACUUAAUUUUGAACAGAGAAUAAAAGUUAAAAUAGUUAUAAGUUGUAGAGCAUUUCCAAAGUUAAAGAGGAAAACGAUGUAAAACUUUCAUUAAUGCUAUUACUAAUAUAAGCAUACAAUAUUUUUAAAAAAAUAGUAUUACAUAUUGCUUCCCAGGACUGAGAUUUUGUUUGGUCAUUUUUUACAGGUGAAGAAUUUCAUCCCCUCUAUUAGUGCUGUCACUGGCAUAACACCACAAACAUACCUCUGGCGCACAUGCAUAGCAUUACACUCAGCGCCUAGAUUUGCAGUGAAUCUCAUCUACUACAACCACUAUGUCAGUCAGAUACACAGAGUUCUCCCACACAGAAUCUCAAAGUACAAGUUCCUCAUCAAGCUGAACUACUGGCUGAAUUUUAUAGAGAACUCAUGUCUUACUUUGGUGGCAUACAUCACUAAUCGGGAAAACUAUCGUAUGUGUACCUUAAAAUUUCGCAUCAUUUAUUAUUGUGAGCUGUUCUUAAUAACUUAUACACAGCACCUUUAUCGACGCAAAUAUUUCUAUAAAACUCUCUGCUAUUUUUUCUCUGUUACCAGCAAAUUAAACGUAUUGACAUUCAGACAUUGAAUUUUGACAUUAUAUUCAUUACCUAGGGAUUCCACAGAAUAGCUAGGUAUUCUAUAGAAUUCCCAUCAGCCUCUGCUAAUAGCCCCUACUUUUUCAAUCCCCCUUUACAAACAUCAUUAAUAUUUAACCAUCAUUCUCCCUUUCCCUAGAUUAGUUUCUUUAUCUAAUCAACCUUAUUUGAACCAUUUGAUAUUGAUCACUUUCAUAUAACCUUAUAAUAAUUUUAAAACUUGAUAUUCAUUGCCUGUCCCUAAUGCUUCCCAUUACCUUUAUCCUUGUGUAGAAUUUAUCUAUAUCCGAUUAUAUAAUCUUGUAUAAAUAAUUUAAGUCAGAGUAAUGGAAGAAAAUAAUUAUUUUUUGUACAAUGAACAAUGAAAAGAUAGGAAUAUGAAAAUGUGUUGUCUUAUUAUUGUUACAAUCAUUACUUGUUAGCUUUCCUGACUUUAGUAUUAAAUCACCUUCUAGUUAUCAGGAAUAACAAGAUAUUUCCUUGGCAUUAAAAAACAUACAAACAAAAACUAAAAUUCUAUGUUGUAAUUCAUUGGUUAUCAAUUUUCAUUUAACAACUCAAUUAUGUUUCAGCUGUACAUGAAAAAAUCUUUGUUGUCUUUAUGGUAACUUCAUUAUGCUACAUGCUUCUUAAUACCAUCCUCUUUAAUUGGAGCCGUUCUGGAGUGUUUACAGAGACAGUAAGUAUGUCUUUGCUUAAUCAAUAUGAACUGAGUUCUCAUAAGAUCAAAGUUGACCAAAUUUUAUAAGGUAUAUGCAGAUUGUAAAAAACAUGUAGGCAUGCCAAUUUAAGCCACUGUAAGUGUAAGAGUAAGAAGCGUUCUAAAUGUCAUUUGUUUUAUUUAGUAUUUUUUUGGACUAGUUGAGAUUUGUUGAUUUUAUAGGCCUUACAUUUUAGUUUUUAUAAAAAAAAACAACUAAAUUAUACUUUUCUGAAGUAGUAAAAGUAAGGAAGUUAUACUUGUCAAAUAUUAUAAUUAGAUUCCUUAACUAGUUUCUAUACUUUGGGAAAUUGAUAAUUUCACUUUCUUAUUAUUGGGCUUUGGUACUUUAGAAAGAAAAAUUUGUUUGGUGUCUCUGAUGGAGCAAUGAAAAUAUAUUAAGUAAUUUUUUUGCUUGUGAUUUUUUCAAUAUGUCUAUGAAACUUUAAACAAAAAUAAAUAUUUACUAACAAAAUUUAAUGUAAUUUAAAUUAAUAUAUAUUUUUAAAAUUUAUUAUUAACAAAAUACAGUUACAAAUAUAUUAUACAGUUUAAAAAAAUAUUUUAUAAUAUUUAUUUUUUUGGGUACAUUUUCAUUAAGUUUAAGUUUAAUCACAGUGAAAGUAUGGACUAGUUUAAUUUCAUUGAUACAUUUUGAUUAAACAUGAAUUUAGCUGGAAGAAUUUGAAAAUGUAACAUUCUUGGCCACUUUUAACCCAUGAACUAUGGUUGGCCGAAAAAAUCGGCCGACAUUCUCGUUCUGUACUGUGUGUAAAAAAACAUGGUCUGAAAGCAACUUCCAAUCCAAUAUUUAACGGGAAUUAUAGCCACUUCCUUUUAUUAAUAGUUAAAUCAUCUUCCGGUUCAAGCUGUUUCGUGGUAACGGGAAAAUAAAUACUUUUUGAUCGCAGUUUUAUAUCGCUAUUUUUUUUAAAGCUAAAAUGGAUGACGCUAUGGCUGGGUCUCCAGUGCAAGAACUAAUAGAAAUAAGUUUGAAAACUUUUUAGGAGAGGUUUUAAGUGAUACUGAUGUUGAUUUUAACAUUCCUCGUGAUGAUAUCAGUUGAGAUUAUUAUUUUCUUGAAAUUUUUACUAGUUUUAGUGAUACUGAAGUAGGCCUACUGAGGCUACUGUUAGACUUCGAGCCAGGCCCGGAGGUUGGGCAAGGACUAACUGAAUUUUUUUGUCACAGAAGCUACAGGUUAUAGAUUAUAGUUAAACAACCCAAAUCAGUUCCACAGUUCCUUUUUAAAUGUUUACUAGUCAAUAAUAACAAUUUUGCCUGAGCUUUUGAAUUUUUACUUGGUUUUAGCAGUGGUCCCAGUUUCUUAUAUAAAUGACCUAAAAUUACUAAAAUUGCUCUCAGAGGUUUAAUUGCAAUAAAAACCUUAGCAAACUAUACAUUUUCUGAAAGAUAAAUGAAUUGGCUACAAUGUUUAGAUUUGUGUUUUAAGUGUACCGGUAUCUAUAAAAAAUAAUGAUGUUAUGAGCACUUGAAAGCAAGACAUUUUGUCGAAUUUUUUUCUUGAGAAUUCCAAGGUCAAGGACACUGAGCAAAUUUUUUUUUACGGGGUCGGCAAUAUGGCCAACUUUAUCCCCAUCCAUUUACCUUUCUAAAAAUAUACACUUAUUGGGGUAUUGUAUCAAUAUUUCUAAGUCAUUUAAUGCAAUUUCAAAUGUCACCCAAAAUGCUCUGAAAAGCUCCACAACACAGAAUAAUUCAUGCCACAGUUCGUGGGUUAAAGACAUUGCAAGCUGAAUAACUCAUAACACUAGAUGAAUGUCAAUUCUAUUGAUUUUAGAUUAAGAAUAUUUGCUAAGUUGGAUAAUCGCUGAAAAUUGAUUGAAAUCUCCAUUUCACCACCCCUCCUCAGGAGAAAACUUCUUAUUAUUGGAAAAAGGUCAUGUUUGCUUCCAUAGCAACUGCAACUGCAGGUCUUGUUUUCUUCUUUAUUUUACACAGAAUUUACUGCGUUGUUGGGGGUAAGUUUCCAUGACAACUUCAUUUUAAAAUCCACUACUGUCGAGACUCUUUUAUCCAGACUAAUUGAGAAUGGGUUGUUCGGAUUAUUGAUAAUCCAGAUAAACGAUGACAUACUAUAUGCAACAAAAUAAAAUGGGCUUUUCUAUAAUAAAAAACUUUAGUAGUGUUUAAAACCUGAACAUAAAGUUUAAUGUCUUGGAUUUUCUUAUGUGCUUGUUUUUUUAUCUUACUCAAAAUUCGGCCAUGAGAUGAUUCCAAUCCUUGUCAGGUUAAUUCAUACAUUUCUGAGUAAAAAUACAAGUCUGGAUAACCGAAUUCCAGAUAACCAAUGUCUGGGUGUUCUAGUUUCCACUGCAUUCUUUUUAUUAAUAGGUUAUAUAUAAAUUAUUUUUGUUUAUUAAUUUAUUUAUUAACAAUAUUUUUAUUUUUUUAACAGUUUAUUUAUUAUUUAAAUGAAUUUACAUUUACGUACACAAUUCAUUUUAAUUUUUGAUCACGGUGCCCCCCCCCCCUCCCCACCUAACCUCUUUUCCAUUCAAAACAUAAUAUUUUUUUGCUGGUAAAGUGAUUGUAUAUAAUAAAAAUCAUUUUUUUAAAACUUUCAGCCUUCAGUGUAUUCUCAGUAUGCGAGUACAUCAUAGCCUACACUAAUAUGGGCUAUCACUUCACUGGCUAUUUGGACUUUAAAGAUCACACAUUUAUGUUUGGCCUGUUAUCUUCAGAUGUCCGCCACAGCAAUGGAGCAGCAGUGACCAAUAAUAAUACUAGAAGCAAGAAUAAAGUUCAAUGACAUUUUUUUUUGUUGAAAUUUGGAAAUAGUUCUUGGCUGUGUUGUAAUAUCGUUGAAGUAACCUCAUUCCGUUUGUGAUUUCACGUAGUGAAUACUCAUAAAAUUAUAUUAGAAUUAUCUUUAAUUUCCCCUUCCAUUGUCUUUUUCAUGUAUUGCUUUUAGCAGUCACCAUCUGUGGCAAAUUGACAUUUAAAAAAAUAUAUAUUUUCUUACCGCAAUUAUUUUCUAAAAUUUAAAAAAACACAUUUUGAAAACUAAAUCAAAAAAGAUAUUUAAAAAACUAUACAAUAAAGGCACAAACAAGAUCAUUUGCGCUUAUUGCUAUUGAAUAUAUUGAGCUACUGUUUUACCAGUUUUUAGUCCAGUGAAUUUGCUAUUUUAAUUAAAAAGAUGGUUCUGAAAUGAUACAUUUUUUUUUGGAUACAAGAAUGUAUGCGAUUGUUGCAGGUGUAAGAAACAAAAUCAAUAAAUACAGUAUUCCAGUUUUAAAAAUUGAAUUGCUGAACAACAAAUAACAUUAAAGUUUAUAAAGCCCUUUAGCUGAAAAUGAUUAACUGGGUAAAUGUAAAAUUAAUUUCCUCUCCAUUUAAAUGGAAAAUACGAAGAUCUGUUAGUAAUAUAUUUUAAACUUGUGCAGGGAAAUUUGCAUACAUGUCUCAAAUAGGCAUUACUUAAUUUGAUUUUGUUUUUUUCAUUUUACAACGCAAUAGUGCAAUAGUGUUCUACUUACCUCUUAAAUCUAUUUUUUUUUUGUUUAAAGUAGGGGUACUUAUCAGAAAGAUGCUUAUCUUAAUUUUAAAUUAAGAUUACAGCUCACCUGAGCUCUGGCAAAUGUAAAUUAUAAUUUUUUUUAAUUUUGCAGAAUGAUCUCAACAUAUUUUUUAAAAAAUUUUUGGAUAACAGGCCACAUCCAUGUCAGCUGCAACUGAACAAGUCAUUUACAAUAUUUUUAAAAUAAUCGGAUUAAACAGCAAAUUUUAACAUUGACAUUUUUUUUCUAAAGCAAGUUAUCUUUGACAUGAUUAGAAAAGAAUUAUUUUUCAUAAAC